AUGGGAUUCUGCAGGAUUCGAGGAGUUGGUGAGUGCGUGGUGCUUGCUGUUCUGUUUUACUCGGUUCAGUCUACGACCACGAGGUACUACACGUAUGAAGAGGAUGCGCCCGGGACAGAGAUUGGAAAUCUGUCUCAGGAUUUAAAGAUAGACCCAGCUGAGGACACUCAAACAUCUUUCCGAUUCAUGCAGGAGACCACUUCGUGUGUGAUUCAAAUGAGGGAGACUGAUGGACUUUUAACUGUUGGGGAAACGAUUGACCGGGAGCAGCUGUGCCCGAGGUCCCCGCGGUGUUUUGUCACCUUCGACAUAGUUGCCUUCUCCAAAGAAAAGUUUCAGCUGAUUCACGUAGAGAUCGAGGUAAGGGACAUUAACGACAAUUCACCUCAGUUUCUCCACAACGAGACGACCCUUGAGAUAUCCGAGAAUGUUCAGGUGGACUCCCGAUUCCCGUUGGACAUCGCUGUUGACCAUGAUGUCGGCAAUAACUACAUCCAAAGUUACCAUAUCUCUCCCUCCAGCCAUUUCAUAGUGGAUGUGCGCAGCAGGGAGGAUGGAGUGAAGUAUGCUGAACUUGUGCUUGUGAAAGCAAUGGACAGAGAGGCUGAAGAUUCCUAUACAAUUGAAGUGACGGCAACAGAUGGUGGAGAGCCCCCCAGGUCCGGAUCAAUGACUGUUCAUAUCAAAGUGCUGGAUUUUAAUGACAACAGCCCAACGUUUGAGCACAACUCACUUAAAGUUGAACUUUCCGAGGAUUCUCCUGUAGGUUACCAAGUGCUUAAAGUGCAUGCGUUUGACCCAGAUGCUGGCAUCAAUGGCGAGGUAGUGUAUGGAUUUGUAGAAGACACAUCAUCUGAAGCAAUGCGUAUUUUUAAUAUAGACCGAAUUUCCGGUGCUGUAACUUUAAAAACAUUGGUUGAUUACGAGAAGAAGAGAUCCUAUGAACUAAACAUUAAAGCAUCCGAUUUAGGCACUAAUUCUAUUCCAUCGACUUGCAAAGUGGUUGUUGAUGUGGUAGAUGUAAAUGAUAAUGCACCAGAAAUCACCAUCAAGCCAAAAACCUCGACGAGUGACGAUGUAGCUUACAUCACGGAGGCCGCAGCGGAGGAAAGCUUUGUGGCGCUGAUCAGCACCUCGGACAGCGACUCUGGCUCGAACGGUUAUGUGCGCAGCAGCCUACACGGUCACGACCAUUUCAAGUUGCAACAGGCCUACGGGGACACUUUCAUGAUUGUAACAACCACCACUUUAGAUAGAGAAAAGAUCCCGGAGUAUAACCUCACUGUAAUGGCUGAAGACCUUGGAACUCCUCCUUUCAAAACCUUCAAGCAGUAUACCAUCAGAGUGACCGACGAGAACGACAACACCCCUCUCUUCAGCAAAUCCAUUUAUGAAGUUUCAGUCCUGGAAAAUAAUUUCCCCGGGUCCUAUAUUACUACUGUUGUAGCACGUGACCUUGAUCUCGGUAAAAACGCCAAAGUGUCCUAUAAGCUCAUAGACUCAGAGGUUGUCGGGGAUGCUUCCAUUUCGACUUAUGUGUCUUUAGACCCAGUGUCAGGGUCAUUGUAUAGCCUAAGAUCUUUCGAUUUUGAAACGCUCCAGCAGAUUGAGUUAACCAUCCAGGCUGAGGACAAGGGCUCACCUCAGCUGUCAAGCACAUCCGUGAUCAGAAUCAAAGUGGUGGAUCAAAACGACAACUAUCCCUAUUUUACCUUCCCCGUUAUGCUGAAUGACUCUGUUGAAAUUCCCCUUCCUGUCAAUGCACCAGUGGGGUACCUGGCCCUACGGGUCAAAGGUCAGGAUGAGGAUGAGGGUAUGAAUGGUGAGCUCAGCUACAGAAUCGUACAAGGUGACUCUAAGAUAUUUUCAAUCAAUAAAGACACUGGAGAAAUAGCUGUAAAACAGGGUCUGGCCUCUGCUAUUGGAGACGUGUUGGAAAUCAAGAUUGCAUUGAGUGACAAUGGGAGAUCCCCUCUCUCCAGCUUUGCCACCAUUCGCUUUGUUGUCACAGACUUACAGCUCUCAGACGACCAACUUGUCAUUGCAUUACAGUCGAGUGAUGAGGAAAGCACAGGCUUGGACGUUUCAGUAGUAGUAAUCAUUAUACUAGGCGGGGGUUGUACUCUGCUGCUGAUUGCCAUAGCGAUUGUUGUUAUCACAUGCAAGCUGAACCGAGGAGGGAAGGAUCAUGACUCCAAGAGAGACGUGACUCACAGCCUGUUUGGCUCCAGGCGUCAUCCCAGGCUCAACUCUGCAGAACCCAACAUAUAUGGUGGUCCAAGAGGUUUCCUCAAUGAAAGGACCCCUUCAUCUCUUGAUGAGUCCAGCCUGUAUGAAGAGAAAAGUGGCGGGUUGGAGUCCCAGGUGGGUGAAUUAUUUGAUUCGGUUUCAAUAUGUGUUUAUAUACAACUGUACACAUUAAAGUGUUGUACUGUUCCUGAUCCAUGUAGCUGAAAUUAAUUCCCAUCCUGUUCUCUUGUGUUUGCCCUUUAGAUGUUCCUGCCUCCCAAGCCUUUCCAACCAUCAUCUGUGUGGCAAGGGGACAAAUACUGCCCGCAAAUGAGGUAAGAAUACCACAUCAUUGAUCAUAUUUGGCAUGACGUGCUCUUUUAUCGCAAUUAUUGUUUUUCCCCCAAUAAUUAUUUACAUAACCAGUCACUGGAAGGUACUUAACAUUACCUAUGCAUACUUCAUGCUCAUGUUCAUAAGAGAGGGGGGGUGGGGUGGGGGGGUAGCAUGCUCAUAAGAGAGAGGGGGUGGGGUGGGGGGGGUAGCAUGCUCAUAAGAGAGAGGGGGGGGGGUGGGGCGGGGGGGUAGCAUGCUCAUAAGAGAGAGGGGGUGGGGUGGGGGGGUAGCAUGCUCAUAAGAGAGAGGGGGUGGGGUGGGGGGGUAGCAUGCUCAUAAGAGAGAGGGGGUGGGGUGGGGGGGUAGCAUGCUCAUAAGAGAGAGGGGGUGGGGUGGGGUGGGGGGGUAGCAUGCUCAUAAGAGAGAGGGGGUGGGGUGGGGGGGGUAGCAUGCUCAUAAGAGAGAGGGGGUGGGGUGAAGGGGUAGCAUGCUCAUAAGAGAGAGGGGGUGGGGUGGGGGGGUAGCAUGCUCAUAAGAGAGAGGGGGGUGGGGUGGGGUGGGGGGGGUAGCAUGCUCAUAAGAGAGAGGGCAGAAUCAAAGCAACCAUCAGUAGUCAGACACAGUAGUGCAGUGGCUAAUAUGUUUGAUUCUAUUAGCCGUGGCUAAUAUGUUUGAUUCUAUUAGCCGUGGCUAAUAUGUUUGAUUCUAUUAGCAGUGGCUAAUAUGUUUGAUUCUAUUAGCCGUGGCUAAUAUGUUUGAUUCUAUUAGCAGUGGCUAAUAUGUUUGAUUCUAUUAGCCGUGGCUAAUAUGUUUGAUUCUAUUAGCAGUGGCUAAUAUGUUUGAUUCUGUUAGCAGUGGCUAAUAUGUUUGAUUCUAUUAGCAGUGGCUAAUAUGUUUGAUUCUAUUAGCAGUGGCUAUUAUGUUUGAUUCUGUUAGCAGUGAGUGGCUAAUAUGUUUGAUUCUAUUAGCAGUGGGUAAUAUGUUUGAUUCUAUUAGCAGUGGCUAAUAUGUUUGAUUCUAUUAGCAGUGGCUAAUAUGUUUGAUUCUGUUAGCAGUGGCUAAUAUGUUUGAUUCUGUUAGCAGUGAGUGGCUAAUAUGUUUGAUUCUAUUAGCCGUGGCUAAUAUGUUUGAUUCUGUUAGCAGUGAGUGGCUAAUAUGUUUGAUUCUAUUAGCAGUGGCUAAUAUGUUUGAUUCUAUUAGCAGUGGCUAAUAUGUUUGAUUCUGUUAGCAGUGAGUGGCUAAUAUGUUUGAUUCUAUUAGCCGUGGCUAAUAUGUUUGAUUCUGUUAGCAGUGAGUGGCUAAUAUGUUUGAUUCUAUUAGCAGUGGCUAAUAUGUUUGAUUCUAUUAGCAGUGGCUAAUAUGUUUGAUUCUAUUAGCAGUGGCUAAUAUGUUUGAUUCUAUUAGCCGUGGCUAAUAUGUUUGAUUCUAUUAGCAGUGGCUAAUAUGUUUGAUUCUAUUAGCCGUGGCUAAUAUGUUUGAUUCUAUUAGCAGUGGAUAAUAUGUUUGAUUCUAUUAGCCGUGGCUAAUAUGUUUGAUUCUAUUAGCAGUGGCUAAUAUGUUUGAUUCUAUUAGCCGUGGCUAAUAUGUUUGAUUCUAUUAGCAGUGGCUAAUAUGUUUGAUUCUAUUAGCCGUGGCUAAUAUGUUUGAUUCUAUUAGCAGUGGCUAAUAUGUUUGAUUCUAUUAGCAGUGGCUAAUAUGUUUGAUUCUAUUAGCAGUGGCUAAUAUGUUUGAUUCUGUUAGCAGUGAGUGGCUAAUAUGUUUGAUUCUAUUAGCAGUGGCUAAUAUGUUUGAUUCUAUUAGCAGUGGCUAAUAUGUUUGAUUCUAUUAGCAGUGGCUAAUAUGUUUGAUUCUAUUAGCCGUGGCUAAUAUGUUUGAUUCUGUUAGCAGUGAGUGGCUAAUAUGUUUGAUUCUAUUAGCAGUGGCUAAUAUGUUUGAUUCUGUUAGCAGUGGCUAAUAUGUUUGAUUCUAUUAGCAGUGGCAUUGACCAGCAGAGCGUGAAGGACAGUGGAAAAGGAGACAGUGACUUCAAUGACAGUGACUCUGACAUCAGUGGGGAUGGAGGCAAGAGGAACCUCCGCACCUUCCAGCCCUGGGCCAAAAGUGAGUUUACUACGUCACAAUUUAAUACUGCAAUUUUACAGUUCCUUGUAACAGAAUGAUGAAGAUAACAGUUGGCAUUUUUAUAGCACUAUAUAGCACUGAAACUGCAGCGGAUCACACUGUGUCGGGAUAACUCGCCCCUUCCACCAACACAGUGUAGAACCCACCUGGCUAUGUAACCCAGCAACCACGAAUGACUCUCAGGCACUUUGAUUCUUUACUCCUUGGGCUUGGAAAGUAAAUCUGUAUGCGUGUGUGUGUUCUAUUUCAGGCUCAUUCCACGCCGCUAACACCCUCGCUGUUGAUUGCCAAGGCACUUACUGUGUAAUACCAACCCAAAGCUUCCAGGCUCCCAGAGACAAUGCAUACACAAUAGGUUUUACCCAAGCGCCGGUCUACAACAAUCCACAUGCCUAUCGCCACUCCUGGAAAGACUCCAGCUACAACACAAGUGUUCCCAAAGCAAGAAACACCAUGCAGACAUUCUGUCAUCCCACAAGCACCCUCCUGUCUUACUUCACAAAGACACAAUCUCCUGCUGGACUUGAUGAAAUUCAGGAGCACAACCAAGAUAUUACUACAGUGGCAACCAUAUCUGAAGUUGCUACCAUUUUUUAAAACAACCUGCC
Coregonus sp. 'balchen' is the source of this 5294-nucleotide messenger RNA. The record is from the annotation of a GenBank genome assembly. NCBI's taxonomy places the organism in Eukaryota, Metazoa, Chordata, Actinopteri, Salmoniformes, Salmonidae.